Molecule: messenger RNA, 3105 nt
Organism: Closterium sp. NIES-65
Lineage: Eukaryota; Viridiplantae; Streptophyta; Zygnematophyceae; Desmidiales; Closteriaceae
Source: the annotation of a GenBank genome assembly
AUGGCUACCCCUAGUGUCCUCGCUUUUGACGCUGAGGGUCGGGCCAUUGACUUUGACGUCUGGGUAGAUGACCUACAGCUUUUCCUACAGUGCGAUAGGGCAGACGGUCUCUCCCUCUUUGACCUCACCUCAGGUGCCUCUCCUGCCCCUGCUGCUGAUGCCGACGCCACUGUUCGCUCACAGUGGGCCACACGCGAUGCUGCUGCACGUCUUGCUGUGCGUCGUCACCUGCCUACCUCUGAGCAUGCGCACUUUAGUCAGUACAAGAGUGCUCAGACCUUGUACGACGCUGUAGUUGCACGCUACUCCUCCCCUGCCACUGCUGCACUGAGCCGUCUCAUGCUACCGUACCUCUUUCCUGACCUUGCUGCCUUUCCCACAGUUGCUGACCUCAUUACGCACCUCCUCACUAGUGACACUCGCUACCGUGCUGCGCUUCCUGCUGACUUCUCCGCCAACCCCCCCCCCCCCCCCAUGUACAUCACUCUCUACUACAUAGUCACUCGCCUCCCUGACUCCCUUCGCGUAGUCAGGGACCACUUCCUCUCAGUCUCUCCCACCACUCUUACUGUUGACCUACUCGAGAAGUCCCUCCUAGCGGCCGAGAAGAGCAUAGUCGCUGUAGGGGCCUCUCGUGGUGACCCGCGCACCCCCAUCUUUGAGGGGUGUUCCCCCUCCCCCCUUCUGCCCUCUGUUGCCUCUGCUGCUGCGGCCGACCUCGUUGGGCUUGAGUCGGUCGGUGCGGCGUCUACCCCUAGCGGGAGACGCCGCCCUGGCAAGGGCAAGGGGGGCACGGGCGCUGGAGGAGCUAGCGGGGGCGGUGGAGGAGGCGGUGGAGGCGUUGGAGGGGGUGGGGGUGGCGGUGGGGGUGGUGGCGGGGGUGGAGGUGUCGGUGGCGGCAGUGGAGGCGGAGGCGGAGGCGGCGGUGGCGGUGGGAGCGGAGGUGGCGGAGGUGGCGGCGGUGGAGGAGGCGGUGGCGGUGGAGGUGGAGCUGGUCGGGGUGGCGCUGCGCAGAGGGUCGGCUCAGGUGGUGGUCAGCGCCAGCAGCAGCAGCAGCGCACUCGUGACAUCCCCCCCCCUCAGCACCUCCAUCAGUGGUACGCUGCACGCCAGCGAGGUGGGGGUACUGGUCCAUGCACCUACGUCCUACGCACCGGCGACCGCGCAGGUGAGCAGUGCGGGGAUGCGCUCUCCACCCACCGCUGCUUUGGCCGCCUGACGGACGCUUGGCGUCACCAGUUCCCGGAGGCCACUGAGAUCCCCCGCUGGGGCGAGCUUUCUACUACGGGAGUAGCUGUCUUUGACCUUAACUUUGAUGCUAUUCUUGCUGCCAUGUAUGCUGUGACUAUUAGUGAUGAGGGUGACUGUUACUGGUCUUUUUCGCCCGACCCGGGCAUUGAGACUGCUGCUCUAGGUACUGGUGAGGCUGCUGCUCUAAGUGCUAGCGAGGCUGCUCCUCUAGGUGCUCGUGUGUCUGCUCCCUCAGGUGCUGGUGAGUCUGCUCUCUCAGGUACUGCGUCGGCUUCGGCCUCCCACACCUUCACCCUUGACUCGCGGGCUUCUCGCUCCUUCUUUCAAGACCGCACCACACUCACGCCGCCUGGCCGGCUAGUUGCAGUCUCUCUGGCAGACCCCUCUGAGGGUACUGUCCUUGCUCACUACUCCACUGUCCUCUCGUGUCCGGUGGCCCCCUCUGGCACCCUGUCUGGUCUUUACCUCCCCUUGUUCUCUACGAACUUGGUGAGUGGUGCUGACCUACAGGAUGCGGGGGUUCACCAGCUCACUCAUGCGAGUCAGCGGGUGACCCACUGCACGGACGCUCGGACAGGCCGACACCUAGCCACGUUUACACGUCGGCCGGGGCUGAGCCUGUACACACUAACCACUGCGUCUCCUCCAGUCACUGCGUUUGGUCAAGUAGCUGCGUCGCGUCAGGUGUUUGCUGCAGCGUCCAGGUCUGGUCCUGAGUCUGCCCCCUGCUCGUGUCGCCUCGUGUCUCACGAGACUCUCCUCUGGCACCACCGCCUUGGUCACCCCUCCCUGCUUCAUCUCCGAGGCAUGGCCUCCCGUGUCCUUGUCUCUGGUCUUCCUCGGUCCCUCCCUCCCCUUCCUUCUGGGCCUGGCCCUACCUGCGUUCCCUGUGUCGAGGGGCGGCAGCGGGCUGCCCCUCACUCCUCCGAGUUUCCUCCGACAGAGGCCCCGCUCCAGACGCUUCACAUGGACGUGUGGAGCCCGGCCCGCGUCCAUGGACAGGGUCACGAGCGCUACUUCCUGCUGGUUGUUGACGACUACUCACGUUACACCACAGUCUUCCCCUUGCACAGCAAGGGUGAUGUCACUGAGGUGUUGAUCGACUGGAUCCACGCAGCUCGUCUCCGGCUCAGGCAGAGCUUCGGCUCGGACUUUCCUGUUCUGCGUCUGCACUCGGACAGAGGCGGAGAGUUCUCCUCUGGCCUUCUGCGAGCUUACUAUCGUGCACAAGGCAUCCGCCAGACCUUCACGCUUCCGGACUCUCCACAGCAAAAUGGGAUUGCUGAGCGCUGCAUUGGCAUGGUCAUGGAUGUAGCUCGUACGACCAUGAUGCAUGCGGCUGCCCCCCGUUUUCUGUGGCCGUUUGCGGUUCUGUACGCGGCGCAUCAGAUCAACCUUCACCCCAGGGUCUCCAUGCCGGAGACCUCCCCAGCUUUGCUGUGGACGGGGAAGGUUGGCGAUGCGUCGGCGUUCCGUGUCAGGGGAUCUUGGGCGUUUGUUCGCGGCUUGUUUGAGGACAAGCUAUCCCCUCGUGCUGCUCCUUGCGUCUUCCUUGGCUUCCCCCUUGACGCGCCACGGUUGCAGUUCUACCUCCCCACCUCUCGCCGUGUGUCCCAGGUAGACACAGCCGAGCUUGUCGAGGUUACUGGUGACUCUGGUGCUGCUGAGGGUGCUGAGCCUGGGGGUGCUGACUCUGGGGGUGUUGAGCGUGCGGGUGGUGCGCCUGGGGGUGCUGAGCCUGCGGGUGCUAUUACUGGGGGUGCUGAGCCUGGGGGUGCUGAGCAUGGGGGUGCUGAGCCUGGGGGUGCUGAGCCUGGGGGUGCUGCGACUGGGGGUGCUGAGCCUCGAGCUUGA